GGAGGCGUCGGAAAGAUGAGAGAUGAUUAAAAAAAAGUUGGGUUUUCUUCUUAUUUAUCUUUUCUGAUGCAAAAAGGCCUUAAAAAGGCCGCUCCCUUCGCUCCUUUCUAAUCCUUUUCGCUCGAGUCAUUACGUUGUUGCCUGCAAACCCUAGUCGUCGUCGAUCUCCAUGGACAGGCACCGGAACGAGCGCUUCGACGACCGCUUCGGUGACGACGGCGUGCGGCAUGUGCCGUCUCGCUGGUCCUCCGGCAGUCCCACCGAGCGGCAACCCCGCUACCCCAGGAGCGGCGCAGGAUCCGGCGGCGAGGGAUUCACUGGAGGAAGUAGCGGCGCGGGAGGUCGCUACCAUCCCUACCGUGCAAUGCAGGACCUCCCUCCGCCACCUGCCGCUGCUGGGUUCCCUGGCGGAGAUCCCGGGGGCUUCGGCCACGUGCCGCCCGCGAGUGGGCCAAGACGCGGAUUCUCUGGUCGAGGGGGUUCUCCAGAUCGCACUGGUGGAAAUCAAUUUGCCAAGCUUUUUAUUGGAGCAGUUCCAAGGACAGCAACUGAAGAGGAUAUUCGUCCUUUGUUUGAGGAGCAUGGAUAUGUCAUCGAAGUGGCAUUUAUAAAAGAUAGGAAAACUGGAGAGCAACAAGGAUGUUGUUUUGUAAAAUAUGCCACUUCUGAAGAGGCUGAUAAAGCCAUCAGGGCUUUACAUAAUCAAUAUACUUUGCCUGGAGGAUCAGGACCUAUUCAAGUAAGAUAUGCUGAUGGAGACAGAAACCAUCCUGGUGCUGUUGCUGAAGACAAACUGUUUGUUGCAUCAUUUGGCAAGCAAGCAACUGCAAAGGAGAUUGAGGAAGUUUUCUCUCCAUAUGGGCCAGUCGUAGACGUAUACAUAAUGAGAGAUUCAUGGGGUCAAAGUCGUGGAUGUGGUUUUGUUAAAUUCGCAAAUAGAGAAAUGGCAGCAGCAGCUAUGAAUGCCCUCGAUGGAAGUUUUGUGAUGAUGGGAUGUGAUCAACCAUUGGUUGUUCGAUUUGCUGAUCCUAAGCGACCUAGGACUGCAGACCAGAGGAAUGGACCUGCAUUUGGUGGACCUGGUGUUAGUCCUCGAUCUGAUGCAGCAUUAGUCAUCAGACCAACAGCUAAUCUUGAUGAGCCAAGGAAUGGGCCUAAGCCAGCUGAUGCUUGGCACCCGUUGAGUCCUGCAGGUCAGUCGAAUUCACAUGGAUCUGGAGGUGUCAUGCCAAUCAAAGGUGGUCCCCUUGGAACAUCUUCAGAUCCAAGUCAUUUUGGAUCAACUGUUGGUUCGAAUGCUGGUCCGGUCUCAAGUCCUUCAGUGCCACCUUCAUCACAAGUCUUAAAUGAUCUUUUCCUUGGAUUCAAUCCUUCAAUGGCGACAGUCCCUCAGUUUGGUAGCCAGCAAAUAUCAGCAUUGCAGAAGCCAAUGGGACCUUUACAGCAUUUUGGUCAGCAUCAACUUCUUCACUCUGGUGGCCUAUCCUCAAACCAAAACAUAUCAUCACAACAGCUAGCUGGAGUGAGUGGGCCACCAUCCUCUCAACCUUUAAUGCAGCAAAUUACCUCUUCUAUAGGCCUGCAGACUCCUUCAAACCUACAAGCACAGGCUAUGCCUGCUAAUGCCAACCUUCCACAGUUUGCCACAUCUAAUGUCACGCCUCAGAUGCUUCAGCAGCCUAUUCAACCGUUUCCAUCACAACUGCCUCAGAUGCUGCUCCAGCAACAGGCACAAGCCUUACAAUCUAGUUUCCAAUCAUCUCAACAGGCAAUUUUCCAAUUGCAACAGCAGCUGCAGCAAAUGCAACAGCACCAGACACUUUCCGAGGGUUCUAAAUUGCAGGCUACUAGUACAGCUGCCAGCACACCUGCUUCAGUCAUCCCUACGACUGUGUCAUCUCUUCCAGUUCCAGUAAAUUCUUCACUUCCAGUUCCUAUAACCUGCAAUUGGACAGAGCAUACCUCUCCUGAUGGAUUUAAGUAUUACUAUAAUAGUGUUACUCAAGAGAGUAAGUGGGAGAAGCCUGAAGAAUUGGCAGUGUUUGAACAGCAGCAACAACAACAACAGAAGUUGCUUUUAUUGCAGCAGCAGCAGCAGCAGCAGCAGCAACAACAGCAGCACCGGCAGCAGCAACAGCACCGGCAGCAGCAACAACACCAACAAAAGCUUUCUUUCCAACAGCACCCAUCACAAUUUGACACCAAAUCACACUUGCCCAUUCAGCUAAACCAGCAAGUUUUGCCUGCACAAGUGCAACCUCAGAUGAUGAGGCAACAAGCACAAUUGCAACUUCAAGCUAUGCAAAUGUAUCAAGCUUCUGGUGGAGCCCAACCACAUGGGCAAGAUUUUUCUGGACAAGUGAAAGCUGCUGGGUCUGCAACUGAUCCUGCAAAAGUCCAACAGGGGAUUCCACCAGCACAAGAAUGGGUUUUGAAAAACAAACCUUCAGGUACUUGGAUCCAGCCUUGAGGUCAACUGUAGGAGAGCUUAAAGAUCCACAGAAAAUAGCUGUUGUAGCUGUUUGAUGCGUUCAAACUUUGUACUAUUAACAUUUAGCAAAAUAAUUAUUGCUUAUUUAUAUCAGUUUGUCUCCGGAUUAUGCCUUGUGUUCUAAAUUUUGUUAAGGGUUGUCAUCACCCUUUGAUCUUUUGUAGCAAGGAUCAUAACCCUUUGAUGCAUGUAUUUCUACUAUUAGCAUUUAGUGAAAUUAGCACUGCUUAUUUGUA
Messenger RNA from Zingiber officinale, 2727 nucleotides. Its product is annotated as flowering time control protein FCA-like. Bases 170 to 2470 code for a protein of 766 amino acids. Gene Ontology annotation, molecular function: mRNA binding; protein binding. NCBI's taxonomy places the organism in Eukaryota, Viridiplantae, Streptophyta, Magnoliopsida, Zingiberales, Zingiberaceae. Gene Ontology annotation, cellular component: cytoplasm; ribonucleoprotein complex; nucleus. The record is from RefSeq and is a predicted model, not a curated record. The transcript has 20 exons.